Molecule: messenger RNA, 3432 nt
Organism: Entrophospora sp. SA101
Lineage: Eukaryota; Fungi; Glomeromycota; Glomeromycetes; Entrophosporales; Entrophosporaceae
Source: the annotation of a GenBank genome assembly
AUGUUUAAAAUACAGAGAUUUGAUUUUGAUAAUACUUCUGUAAAUGUCCUUGAAAAUUCAAAAAAUCGUCUUGAGCAAAUAAAUGGAAAGGUUAUUUUAAAAAGAAAACGAAUUUCAAAAGAACUUCUGACAAAUGGUAAUAGCACCAAAAAAACCCCAGUUUCACAACAAAAAUUAAAAGAUAAUUAUAAUAGUGAUAUAUCAAAAAAUAAGGAAAAAGAAAAAACAUCACUAUUACAAGCUUUCCCAUGUUUUCAUCAACAAAAGUUGACUCCUGAAGAAAUUUCAUCUUCAAAAAUGUUGGGAAUACCAGAUUGGUUGGCAAAUCCUACCAUUAUUAAUUCGUCUUCAGUCUAUUCAAUUGAUGACAAUAAUUCAUUAGGCUUAUCAGAAAGAUUAAUAAAUCAUUGUAAAUCAUUAGGGAUCACAGAGUUUUUUGCAGUACAAGCAUCAGUUAUUCCACUAUUAUUGAGAAAUAAAAAUUUAUAUGAUUUACAUAAAUCAUUUGGUGAUAUAUGUGUUUCUGCUCCAACUGGAACCUUAAUAGUUUUACCAACAAAAGAUUUAGCUAUGCAAGUAAAAGAAACAUUUGAAGCAUUUUGUAAGAAUACAAAUUUAAAGGUUAUUGAUGAAGCUGACCGUUUACUUAAUCAAAGUUAUAAUAAUUGGUUAACUUUUGUUCUUAAAUCAAAAAAUAAUUUGAAAAACUUAAAUAUUAACAAAGUAAAUGAGGUUGACAAAAUAAAAGAAUUAAAUGAUUCUGUCUCAAUGUCAAUCUUUGAAGAUGUGUUUUCAAUUCCCAAAUCCACUAUUACAGAAAAAAAAACAUCACCGAUGCAAAAACUUUUAUUUUCUGCAACACUUACACGAAAUCCAGAAAAGAUAGCAAAUUUACACUUGAUAAAUCCAAAAUAUAUUUCAAUAAUGUCAAUUGAAGAAAAUGAAACUGGACUGAAUAAAUAUUCUUUACCAAAAAAUUUAAAUGAAUAUAUGAUAAUCACAUUUUCAUCACUUAAACCUCUAAUAGUUAUACAUUUGAUAAACAAUCAAAAAAUAUCUUCAGCUCUUUGUUUUACUAAAUCUGUUGAUUCAGCUCAUAGACUCAAUAAAUUAAUUGAACUAUUUCAGGAAAUUUAUUUAAAUGAAAAUAAUAAGAAAAUUAGUUCUAAUAUCAUUUCAAAAGAAUAUUCAAAUUUAAUUUCUCGUGGUAUUGAUAUAGAUUGUGUUGAUACUGUUAUUAAUUAUGAUGUUCCUAUUUAUAUGAAAAAAUAUAUACAUCGUGUUGGUAGAACAGCUCGUGCAGGAAGACAAGGUGAUGCUUAUAGUCUGGUGGAAACACAUGAGGCCAAACAUUUUAAGGAAAUGCUUAAAAGAUCAGGACAUUUAAAAAAUGUUAAGAAAUUUGAUAUUAAAUCAACUGCUUUGGAUCCUAUGAUGACAGCUUAUCAGAGUCCCAUUGAUAUUGAACCUUAUAAAAGUAAAUUUUUUACAAGUGUCUAUAGUUCCGAAGAAUCUUCAAUAGAAGGUUUAAAACAAAAAAGUAUUAAUGAAACUACUACAGAAGAUGAAAGUGAGGAAGAAUUAAAACUAAGUUCAAGAGGUCUUGUUCAAAUUGUAGGUUCAUUGGAUAUAUCGUUGUUGGAUAAUGACGCUCCUUUAUUAUUCAAUAAUCAAGUCGAUGAGUUUGACGUUACUUUAGAUCCUCCCUCUAACUCGCUACAAUUAACAACACGUAACGUUCGUAAAUAUGAUGAUCCAUUGGAAAAUAAAAGACGUCAAGGAAGACUGCUAUUGGUAUCAUUACUAGAAAACUUUUGUUUAUUAUAUGAUACAAAUCCAGAAAGAAAUCAUGAACUAUUUUAUCUUAUAUGUAAAAAUUUAAGUACUAUGGGUAUAAUUGAAGAAGAGCACAUUGAUGAGAUGUCUACCGUUCGCUCCUCUUAUCAACGUGCUUUCAAAGCUUUGGUCAUACAAGCUCUUAAUUCAAUUAAACAAGAACGUUUAAUGAAGGAAUCUCGUUUACUUAUGCCUUCUUGUCCAGAAACUGAUUUAGAUAAGCCCGAUAGACAUUCUCCUCAUGAUAAUAAACUUCCUUAUUCUGCAAAAACAAAAAAAGAUAACUCAAACUCAAAAGUUUUAAAAAAUCUUUCGUUCGGUGAUAUUUUGGACCUUGAGAAUAGUCGUUACUCCAAUGAUUUCAUUGAACUUAAAUUAUUAGGUAAAGGUGGAUUUGCAAGUGCUAAAAAUAAAUUAGAUGGUAGAGAAUAUGCCAUUAAAAAAAUCAGAUUAAGAGGUGAUAAAAUUCCUGAAGAAAAAGAAAAGAUAUUUCGUGAGAUUAAAAUCCUUGCAAGAUUAGAACAUACAAAUGUUGUGCGUUAUUAUAGUUCAUGGCUCGAACAUAUCAGUAGUAAACAACGUAGUAACGAAGAUGAGACAUCAUUAUUGUUAAAUUCCGAAGAAAAUUCUUCGCGUGUUGAAAGUUCAAAUGGAUAUCAUUCUGAUAACGAGUCUAGUAUCAAUUCAAACCAAGAUACCGAUAAAAUAAGUCAUUCUCAUAUUCCAAAAGAUGUUGAAUCUUUGAAUCUUGAGAAAGAUUGGGUGCUUUUCAUUCAAAUGCAGUUAUGUAAUAGUACAUUGCGCGAUUAUUUAAAAAAACGUGAUUCCAAUAUAUUGGCGCCAACAACUGAUCUGUUAAGCUCCGUUGAUCAUAACAUCAUAAUCGAUUUAUUUAGAGGCAUAGUACGUGGGGUUGCAUACAUUCACGAUCAAGGGUUGAUUCAUCGAGAUCUCAAACCCGGAAACAUAUUUAUUGGUGGCCUUGCAGAUGGUGGGCAAGAUAAUUUGGUUGUUGCCAAUAAUUUAUUAUCUUUUUCUAAUGAACGAGUAGUACCAAAAAUCGGCGAUUUUGGAUUAGUAACUGCAGUAGAUGGCGAUCACACCUACUCAACAAUUGAUAAUUCAAUAAAUAGAGGAUUAAAAGGAUGCUACGCUUCACCUGAACAACUUGCAAGGCCCCCACAACCUUACAAUGAAAAGGUUGACAUCUAUUCAUUAGGAAUCAUAUUCUUUGAAUUGCAUUUUUCAUUUUCCACAGGGCAUGAACGUGCUCAAGUUAUUAAAAAUCUAAGAAAUGGAAUAUUACCUAAAGGGUUUGUUAAAAGAUUCCCAAAAGAGGCAGCAUUCAUUUUAUGGAUGAUGGCAGAAGAUCCCGAUAAGAGACCAAGUGCAAAACAAAUUCUAGAUUUUGAAUUAUUGUCAGAUUCAAAUCAAGAAGAGCAUUCUAAAAUACAACUUAGACUUGUUGAAAGUACACAUAAAUUAGAAAUGGUAACACAAGAAAAUGAAAUUUUAAAGAAAAAAGUUGCAGAAUUAGAAGAAAAAUUAAAAAAAUAUGAAAAUCUCAUUACUUAUAAUACAAAAGGUGCUUCAUAG